GGAAAGGAAGCAGACGAACUUGCGCUUAUAAUACAUAGUUUAAAGGUUCACUCCCCUAAUUGAUGCAAGUUUUGUUUUCAGGCUCCAAUGUAACGAGUUCCACCUUGGUGGGAACUUGAUGGAACAAAAAAGAAAUGCAAUUAUAAUAUGAAAUUUUACGUGCCGUCCGUGACGUUGGGGUAGCGUUUCUAAAAUUACAACGUCGUUUUUGCUCAUGUAAGGUUACACUAAGGAUCAGAUCACCUCAAUACUGUCAGCUCGGAGACAAAUAUUUGUACCGAUUAUGACCUGUUUUGUCCGUUGUAUCUUGUUGGACAUUUCGUUGACGUAAGUGUACUAAAUACUUCAAAGAAAUUCACUUCCUUUCUCUCUAGUGUAGAAACUAACAUGUCGAACUCCGCUUUAUUGCGACUCGAAUAAGGAAAUUAUUAAAUAUUCACAAACUAGCAAAAAAGAAAAAAAAGAAAGCGCUUGGAUGGGCAGGACAGUAACCGAUUUUCUCUCAGUCGAACUUUGUCGUGUUAUCUCGGCUCACUCAUACCGACCGAGAUAAGUUUUCUUUUUUUCCUAUCUGAGCCUGAACAAUGCCCGUAUUGAUAAAAGGCUGCAACGUGGGAUCCUCCCCUACGUAUCCACGCUAAAGGCCUCUGCUUUGGCCUCGUGUUUGCUGCCGACCGCCAUCAAGUCUCCAGGAGCAACUAUGGUUAUUAGGUGUGGGCUUUUUUUUGGACUGCUGUGUCUUUGGCUGGGUCCUGCCCAGGCCGCCGAAAAACCACCGAGUCAAGGGCUGCAGUGCGAUGGUUGCGUGGCGGUUCUACAGGAGCUGCACAAGAAGCUGGCCGACAGCCAGGGACGGAAGAAGCUCAUCGAGGCUGCGCUUCGAGGACUCUGCAACACGGACAACUUCGUUAUCUACAGGCACAGUCCGCCCAAGAUGAUGAAGGCCUGCAGCUUCAUUCUAGAUAACUACCGAGGUGAACUCACGUCCAGUCUGCAGUCCUUCUACAAGAAGUACAAGGUGAAGGACAACCUCAAGCUACAGAAAGAGUUCUGCGACAGCACCGUCAAGCUGUGUCUGCCAGGGCAGCGGGACGCCGACAUCAGGAUGGCACCAGAGGGCAUGACUGUCGACGAAGCCAACCAAAAACUCGCCGAAGACAUGGGGACGAUGCAGCAGCAGCAGACGGAUAUACCGCCAAAAGCUCAGAUUGAUAGGGACGAGCUGUGAUACUCCCACCACCCACUUACACCAGGUCACUAGAGAACAAAGGUAUCAUAAAUUUCAGUCAAAGUCAUCGUGAAC
This is a messenger RNA of Ixodes scapularis (black-legged tick), 1303 nucleotides long. RefSeq lists its product as uncharacterized. The transcript is spliced from 5 exons. The record is from RefSeq and is a predicted model, not a curated record. Lineage: Eukaryota; Metazoa; Arthropoda; Arachnida; Ixodida; Ixodidae. The coding region runs from base 701 to 1228 and encodes 175 amino acids.